Babesia sp. Xinjiang is the source of this 1371-nucleotide messenger RNA. Its product is annotated as Trimethylguanosine synthase. The record is from RefSeq and is a predicted model, not a curated record. Gene Ontology annotation, cellular component: nucleus. The transcript is spliced from 4 exons. The coding region runs from base 1 to 1371 and encodes 456 amino acids. Lineage: Eukaryota; Apicomplexa; Aconoidasida; Piroplasmida; Babesiidae. Gene Ontology annotation, molecular function: RNA cap trimethylguanosine synthase activity. Gene Ontology annotation, biological process: 7-methylguanosine RNA capping; 7-methylguanosine cap hypermethylation.
AUGGUAGAAUCGCCGCGCGCACGUAGCGGUCGUAGUGACCAUGCGCCGCCUCCACGCGGUGUCUUUGACGUAAGGGCAGAUUGCUUAACUCCGGGAGUACUUUAUAUGGCCUCUGGAACCGACAGUACCGGCAAGGUUAACACGGCGCUGAUAAACGUCAUAGAGAAACGUCUAUCUUACAAGAAUCCCAAUGUUAUUGAAACAACAAUAGCUGAGACUGAUAUACCCAAGCAUGAACAAUGGGCGAAAUCAAUUUUUUGGAACACAUCAAGUGACCUGCAACUUGACGAUAACGCUUAUAUCGACGCAUCAUGGGCUGCUGAGUCAAUCGAAGUAUCCAAACAAGUUAAAGAAUUAGCAAUGGUUGACCCGGUAUAUGACAAUGAAUUUGAUAGAGGUGUGGCUAGGGUUAACAAUAUACGCAACGUGACAUCGAAACUUAGGGUGUUGGAUUUGGCAGCAGGCAUAGGAGGUAACCUGGUAUACUUUGGAAUCGAAAGUGAUCUUGCAAUUGGAGUAGAAAUCGAUCAAACACGUGUUGAAAUAUGCAAGAAUAACGUCAAUGUAUAUGGACUCACGAACACACAUGUUCUGGAAGAUGACUUGUUCCACUUUAUUGAAGAGUUUGCACAGGAACCAUUGAAGAAGGCCACAGAGUUAGGGGUAGAACAAUAUUUUCUAGAGUCACCGGUUUUCGACUGCGUACAUAUUUCUCCACCUUGGGGAGGAAAAAGCUAUCCGGGGGCUUCAGGCGAUGCUGUAUACACCCUUCAAUGCAACUUUGACAUAGAACGGGCAAUGAAAUCAAUGUCCAAAAUCGCAGAUAUAGUCACAGUUUUCUUGCCGAGGUCACAAAGUGUAAACGAACUUGUGAAACUUGCUUCAAUUGGUGGAUUCCCCUUGGUUAUAAUAGCGGCAUAUCAUCUUCCAAAGAAAGUAAGGUGCAUACAUGCUCAUUUUGUCAAACGAGUCGAGUGUUUCAAGUCCAUUAAUCUGGAACAAAUGGAGAGGACCCACGUACCGUACAAGCAAACACCACACGCCCUGAAUAUUCUCAUACAUUCGACUCCAUACAAUACGCUACAUGUCAACAUGAAAUCACAGUUGCACAUGGACCAUGUCAUACAUGCUAUUAUGAAAAUACUGGACGAAAAAUUGCCAAUAAUAGCAAUCAAGUUGUACCAUCUCCUGAGGUUGUAUUCUUUACCUAACGUCAUUGCGCUUGUGAACCAGACAAGGGAGAUACACCAGGCGGGUGGCAUGACCAAAACAAACUCGGAUGAAAAACGGACAAUCGGUGGGAUAUUCUUCCACCUCCUCAAAACCCAAAAUAAGAUAGUCUACAAGCAAGUGGAGAAGCUAUCGGAUUAA